Messenger RNA from Kwoniella shivajii, 1245 nucleotides. RefSeq lists its product as uncharacterized. NCBI's taxonomy places the organism in Eukaryota, Fungi, Basidiomycota, Tremellomycetes, Tremellales, Cryptococcaceae. The coding region runs from base 1 to 1245 and encodes 414 amino acids. The record is from RefSeq and is a predicted model, not a curated record. The transcript is spliced from 7 exons.
AUGUCAGAUUCACUAUGGAUUCCAGAUUCAUCACCCUUGAUUUUCUACUCACCUGCAGAAGUAUACUUUUCGGGUCAAAACCUAGCUUCGUGGGUGGGUAAUAAUGGCUCACAAGGUAAUGUCACCGGAAACGUCAAUGGCAGUGGAGAGACCAAUACUUUUCAUUCUAGUGUGGGUCAUUCGGCCAUUGUGUUACCUUCAAUCUAUGCAAAAUCAUUCACACCUCUCUUUUCCUCGCCGGAAGGAUACGAUGUAACGAUUCAAACUAAUUCCGAUGCUCCCUAUCCUCUUUCAUCUGGACAGAAAUGGGUUGCUCCAAACGACGAUUUCAAUCCACAGACAUUCACGUUGAAUUUCCAAUGUGGUAAACAAGGGGGUUGUGCAGAAGCAAACGUGGAAGGUCAAAUUGACUUUUUAGGUACUUGGAUCGAAACCGAAUUUUCACCUGAUGGAUCACAGAUGGAAUCUGUCGAUUUGGAUGAUGCUUCACCUCUCAUUCAGUAUGAGGGAUUCGCACCUGUGGAUCAGAAUAACAAGAUUGUCGAAGUAGAUGGUCAACUCGAUUAUGAGAAGACACUCAGUAUGACUUCUACGCAAGGUGCAACUGCUCAAGUAACCUUUAACGGCGCUUCUAUUUUGUUGUACGGAGUCACCUGUCCUUCCUGUGGAGUAUUUACUAUCACCUUAGAUGGUUCGUCUUCUCCUUCCGCAACUCUCAAUUCAUUCAACAACGUCACGACGCACAAUACUUUACUGUUCUUCGCCACAAACUUGAAUACAGCUUCAAGUCAUACGAUCGAGAUCGAAGCUAAGGGAGGUGUGGUAUUGGAUAAAAUCGAAGUGAGGGGUCCGAAAGGUGCUGUUGGAUUUUCUGGAAACGCAAAUGGUUCCCCAACGUCAAUGGGACCCUCGUCCUCAAUCACUCCGACUAACACCAGUAACAACGGCACCAGCGGCAGCAGCCCUAAUGCAAGUGGCGUUCCAGCUUCCCCUGGCGGUUCACCCAAUGUUGGAGUUAUCAUAGGUGCUAUAUUGGGAUCAAUAGCAGGUGUCGGAUUCCUCUGGUUCUUAUGCCGCAAAGUAGCUCCGAGAAUGAAGAAACCAGCUGAUAAGAAAUUGAAUCCAUGGGACGAAGCUAAUUUACUCCAAAAUAUGAAGAAUGAAGAAGUUCACGUCACGACAGCUGCCAAUCAAAGAUAUGUUUAUCCUGGAUUGAUAGCCCAUUCAGAUUUGAAGAAAAAGUAA